Echinops telfairi (small Madagascar hedgehog) is the source of this 2920-nucleotide messenger RNA. RefSeq names its product Ras association (RalGDS/AF-6) and pleckstrin homology domains 1 (gene RAPH1). Bases 1 to 2007 code for a protein of 668 amino acids. Gene Ontology annotation, biological process: signal transduction. Lineage: Eukaryota; Metazoa; Chordata; Mammalia; Afrosoricida; Tenrecidae. The record is from RefSeq and is a predicted model, not a curated record. Gene Ontology annotation, cellular component: cytosol; plasma membrane. The transcript is spliced from 15 exons.
AUGGAGCAGUUAUCAGAUGAAGAAAUUGAUCAUGGUGCUGAAGAAGACAGUGAUAAGGAAGAUCAGGACCUGGACAAAAUGUUUGGAGCCUGGCUGGGGGAGCUAGACAAACUUACUCAGAGUUUGGAUUCUGACAAGCCUAUGGAACCAGUAAAAAGAUCUCCUCUUCGCCAGGAAACAAACAUGGCAAAUUUUUCUUAUCGCUUCUCCAUAUACAACUUGAAUGAAGCUCUGAAUCAGGGAGAGACCGUGGAUCUGGAUGCCCUGAUGGCCGAUCUUUGCUCCAUAGAGCAGGAGCUCAGCAGUAUUGGUUCAGGAAAUAGUAAGCGUCAAAUCGCAGAAACAAGAGCUGCUCAGAAACUACCUGCUAGUCGACAUGCUUCAAGACAUGGGACCUUGAAAGGAUUAUCUUCUUCAUCUAAUAGGAUUACCAAACCUUCACAUGCCAACUACUCUCUGGAUGACAUCACUGCACAGUUAGAACAGGCCUCCUUGAGCAUGGAUGAGGCUGCUCAGCAAUCAGCACUAGACGAUCCUAAGCCCUUAGUCACUAACCAGCACAGAAGAACAGCCUCAGCAGGCACCGUGAGUGAUGCUGAAGUACGUUCUUUUAGCAACUCCUCCCGGUCCAGCAUCACUUCUGCAGCUUCUAGCAUGGAUUCUUUGGAUAUUGAUAAAGUAACCCGCCCUCAGGAACUGGAUUUGACACAUCAGGGGCAACCAAUCACUGAGCAUGCUCUUUCUCUGAGAUGGCCCCGCAAGCAGGCCAAGCGUCAUAUUGCCUUCACAGAAGAACAGGCUGAGCUGACACCUCACUCCUAUCUGGACAGGGAAACCUCCCUUCUUCUGCGAAACAUUGCAGGAAAGCCUUCUCAUUUGCUGACCCAGGAAGAACAGGCAGCAAAACUGAAAGCUGAGAAGAUCAGAGUUGCCCUAGAGAAAAUUAAAGAGGCACAAGUGAAAAAGCUGGUGAUUCGAGUCCACAUGUCUGAUGACAGCUCUAAAACAAUGAUGGUGGAUGAGCGACAAACAGUGAGACAAGUGCUGGGUAACCUGAUGGACAAAUCCCACUGCGGUUAUAGUUCAGACUGGUCGCUAGUAGAAACCAUCUCCGAGUUACAAAUGGAGAGAAUCUUUGAAGACCAUGAAAACUUGGUUGAAAACCUUCUUAACUGGACAAGAGAUAGCCAAAACAAACUUGUAUUUAUGGAGCGUAUAGAAAAAUACGCACUUUUUAAAAACCCACAGAAUUACCUUCUGGGGAAAAAGGAAACAGUUGAGAUGGCAGACAGAAACAAAGAAGUGCUGCUGGAGGAAUGUUUUGGUGGGAGUUCUGUAACUGUACCAGAAAUUGAAGGAGUCCUUUGGUUGAAGGAUGAUGGCAAGAAGUCUUGGAAAAAGCGUUACUUUCUCUUGCGAGCAUCUGGAAUCUAUUACGUUCCUAAAGGAAAAGCAAAGGUUUCCCGGGACCUUGUGUGCUUCCUCCAGCUGGAUCAUGUCAAUGUUUACUAUGGGCAGGAUUACCGCAGCAAGUACAAGGCACCCACAGACUACUGCCUGGUGCUGAAGCACCCACAGAUCCAGAAGAAAUCUCAGUAUAUCAAAUACCUCUGCUGUGAUGAUAUGAGGACCCUGCAUCAGUGGGUCAAUGGCAUUCGCAUCGCAAAGUAUGGAAAGCAACUCUACAUGAACUAUCAAGAAGCUGUGAAGAGAACAGAGUCGACUUAUGACUGGACUUCCUUAUCCAGCUCCAGCAUUAAAUCAGGAUCCAGUUCUUCCAGCAUCCCAGAGUCUCAAUCAAAUCACUCUAAUCAGUCGGACAGUGGCGUUUCGGACAUGCAGCCUGCAGGGCACGUCCGAUCCCAGAGCAUCGUGAGCUCCAUCUUCUCCGAAGCCUGGAAGCGAGGCACUCAGCUUGAGGAGUCCAGCAAGUCUCCGGUGCCAAGUGUGAAGGCCAGCACAGCUAAGGUCUGCACCCCUGAAGCAGCCAAGACAGGGUCCAGUUAAGGUCAGGGGUUGUCCUGGAAACAUUAACCUGGGUGCCUCCCAUACCAAACCUUACAGACUAAUGCUUUUACUCUGCCUGUCAUUUUAGAAAUCAUGUGAGUGACCUUUUGGUACACUAGUGCCCUCAGGUCUGCUAACCCCAGAGUUCUCGGUGCUAAUUAGAUGUCCGUCAUGAUGGGGGACACAGGUGGUUUUCAAAGUCAUACAUGGAGUACAGACAGACCAAGGGCCCUGCCUGCUCUCUUUCCAGAAGUCCCUAAGCCCCAUGUGUGUGUGUUUAGCUUAUGAAGCAAAUGAGCGGAUGGGGUCAUUUCAGCGGUGCCAAGAGGGGCCCAGUAUGGCUGAUGUUUCCCUUCCUGUUUUCUAUAGCCUUCCAGGCAGGGCUGCCUCACUUUCAACUGGCUUUUUCUCAACGGCAUAUCUCUGUUCUUUUGCAGUAGUGUGUAUGAAGCGCUUCUUUAUGUGUUUAUUUUCAAGUAAAGCAAAUAUAAAGUGCGCCCCCCACCCCACCACCCCCGCAUUGCUGGAACUUUGGUGCAUGUUGGAUGCAAGUGUCUCACGGGAGCACGAGUGUACCACACUCCUCCCUCCCUGUGUGCCUGCCUGCCCGCCCACUAUUCACAUAUGCAUGUGUCAGAUUGCUUGCCUCACAGUUACCCGGCUGCGCUCCUGCCUACCCAGAGCUGGUGGGCACAUGGUGGUGCCCCGUGCUCAGAGUACUCCCACCCACCCACAGGGAAGGUACUUAGAAGUCGCUGAGCCCAGGAAUCAGGAACCAGGCGGCCUGUCACCUUCAGACUUGCCACCACAGGCACACCAGGUGCCUGGGAGUCAGUUCUGCCUUCCCGGCCUCGACCUUCCGUGGAGCGAGCACCUGCAACCCCGCCCUGGCAUGCCCCCCAGAUUCCUUGUU